This is a messenger RNA of Ipomoea nil (Japanese morning glory), 321 nucleotides long. RefSeq lists its product as uncharacterized. The record is from RefSeq and is a predicted model, not a curated record. Bases 1 to 321 code for a protein of 106 amino acids. NCBI's taxonomy places the organism in Eukaryota, Viridiplantae, Streptophyta, Magnoliopsida, Solanales, Convolvulaceae. The transcript has a single exon.
AUGUUUAAAGUUCGUGAUAUGGGUGUGCCUUCUUUCUUUUUGGGAAUUAAAACUGUCCCAUUAUCUGGUGGUAUGCUUUUAUCUCGACAACGGUACAUGAAGGAUAUUCUCAAACGUGCUGGCAUGGUGGACUAUAAGCUAGUGGUCACGUCUGUCUCUACCGCGAAAACCGCCGACGAUGUUGCCACUCCAUAUGCCGAUCCAACACAAUACAGAAGUCUUGCUAGUGCUCUCCAAUAUCUUACGGUAGCUCAUCCUGAUCUGUCUUAUGCUGUUAAUCUCUUGUGUCAACAUAUGCAUGCCCCCACUACUACGGACUAG